AUGUACUCUCUGGCAGCUUUGUCACUGGCUAUUGCUCUCCUACUGAUAUGGAGAUGGAAAGGACGUCGCUUCGGAAAGUUAACAUCGGGCGGGUUUGCGCAGGAGGAGAAGUUCGAUGAGAAGGUCUCUGUUGAGCCUUUGAGAGAUUUUGAUUGGCAACAGACCCCGCCAGCCAAGCAUCGCCCGUUCAAACCAGUCUAUCACAUCACAAUGGGCAAGUCGAAACCAUCAUGCAGCCUACAUGUCGACUCCGAAGUUAACUUCAACUAUCUUAACCGUGUCACCGAGCGCCGUCAAACCAUUCAACAGAACAUGCCCACGGUAUUGGGAGCUGUACCUGAGGGCAUACCAGCUCUCCACGAGACAUGGUCGUAUCUGCUUGGAGAUUACCUACCCACGCGUUACCCAACCAUGUUUUCACUGUCCGAAGACGGCCAAACCUUCCACAACAACGUCACCAAGACCUCGUUGCCUCUAACGCCGCCAGAAGAUCCGAACAAGGCACUGCAAGCCAUAGGAGAAACUGUGGAAGAUGAUAUCUUCCUUCUGGUCGAGACCCCAGAGGGCCACAGGGCAGUUGCGUUCGUCUGUUGCCACCCGGCCGGAUUCGAUCCUUCUGAUAAGCUGGGAAAGUUACUGAAGGACAUCCAUACGCCAGUGCCAUCGUAUGAGAAGAUUGGUGCGAGUAUGGAGCGCUUCUUCAGCCGUCUGCAAGUGGGGAAGAGCGUCAAGCGGAUGAACUGGUCAAUUUCUACAGAUGAGCGUCUGUUCAGUCCCAGCGGGCUGCACAUUUACGACGGUGACAAGCAUGAAGAGGAUGAGGACAUCGAUAUCAGCAAGACUCGGUUGAGACAAGAAUUGCAGACCUUGACUAGACUCCCGAAGACAGGCGCCAUCAUGUUCUCCUUCAAGACGUACCUGACACCACUGGAGGAGAUCAAGGACGAGGGCUUGGGGCCACAGGUUGCGGACGCCAUCGAAGGGCUCAAGACUGGCAAUGCACCAGGCAUGUGGGUGUAUAAGGGAGCAACGCGAUGGGGAAAGGGUGCUUGCGAGUAUCUACGCUCUUGA
This is a messenger RNA of Colletotrichum karsti, 1071 nucleotides long. RefSeq lists its product as uncharacterized. NCBI's taxonomy places the organism in Eukaryota, Fungi, Ascomycota, Sordariomycetes, Glomerellales, Glomerellaceae. The record is from RefSeq and is a predicted model, not a curated record. The transcript is spliced from 5 exons. The coding region runs from base 1 to 1071 and encodes 356 amino acids.